Molecule: messenger RNA, 1203 nt
Organism: Arabis nemorensis
Lineage: Eukaryota; Viridiplantae; Streptophyta; Magnoliopsida; Brassicales; Brassicaceae
Source: the annotation of a GenBank genome assembly
AUGCUGUUGGAAAGGACGUAUGGGACUACAUUCGUGCUUCGUCUUUGGGGUAGACCAGCUCGGUUCUCUCUAUUGGAAUUUGAAAAAAUAACUAGUUUGAAUUGUGCACCUUUUCCUAAGAGUGAGGAUCCUGUGGGAACAAACGUGCAUAACGACUUAUGGGAGAAGAUGAAAGUUGAUACAAGAAAGAGCCCAAGCAAGAAGAAAUUGCAACAAGUGUGCCAUGAUGUUGCUAGUUGGUCAAGAGAAGACAAAAUUCGUUUUGCUUAUUUGUCCAUCUUAGCAACUAUCAUCCUAGGUUGCGAUGAAAAGGUGAAAAUUCCUUUCUCACUAGCUUGUAUGGUUUUUGAUUUGCCUAAGUUUGAGAUGUACCCGUGGGGUAGACUGGCUUUCAAGAAGCUAAUCAAAUCCGUGAGGGACGCUGACAUAARGGCAGAUUCGUACACAAUACAUGGGUUUAUACAAACGCUUCAAAUAUGGUUGUACAGUGUUGUUCCAAGUCUCGGAUCACAGAUUYGUCAUCCAUCUAAUUCUYYGAGUCUUCUGCUUCUGAAGUUCAGUGGUGGUCAAGUGAAAAUUAACAUCAAUAUCAAUGUUAUUAUAGCUAAUGAUCAAGAUAAAAUUGAGCAUGUUGUCAUCGACGAGAAAGUAGUCACAGUUUGGGAUGUUGAAGAUGGUGAAGGGAAUGAUAAGGAGAUUGACACUCUUAUGGAAGCUAUAUGCAAAGAAGGAGGUUUGGGAACCYUUACUUGGCUAGAAAAAGGUUCAAAAACCAUAGAAAUGAUUAGACYAGAGGAAGUGGAUGUUAAUGGAGGUGAUAAGUCUGAAGUGGAGAAAGGAGAUGGUGAUAUCCAAAAGACUUCACUAAAAAGUCAAAAAGAAUUGAAAACAAAGGGGAAGAAACAAGCGAGUAGUGUUGCAUUGGUUCUUGCUCGAAUGGAAGAUCAGCUAAAGAGCUUUGAAGUGAUGCAAUCGAAGUUGGAUUUUUUGGAGAAAGAAGUUAAGCUAUUAAGAACGGAUCCAAUGAGACAAAUACCAAAGGAUUUUAACCCAUACCAGCUGAAAGACGAAGAUAUACCUUUAGAGGAUCUUUUGGCUCAUUUAAAUGCCAUAAAAAAACAAGCCCUUGAAUCAGAUGAAGAGAGCACAGUAGAUGGAAGACCGUUGCCGAACGUUCUCAAUGAACUGCUGCAACAAUCUUAG